Molecule: messenger RNA, 648 nt
Organism: Zychaea mexicana
Lineage: Eukaryota; Fungi; Mucoromycota; Mucoromycetes; Mucorales; Lichtheimiaceae
Product: glutaredoxin-1
Exons: 4
Coding region: 190-543 (117 amino acids)
Biological process (GO): cellular response to oxidative stress
Cellular component (GO): cytoplasm
Molecular function (GO): glutathione disulfide oxidoreductase activity
Source: RefSeq, a predicted model, not a curated record
CUAAUACUUCUCAAUAACAGCAACAGCUGAUACCUUUCGAGUCGGUAAUUGCUAUGGGCAGCCUACACCGUCUACACACAUCCUGCUUCUUGAAUAACGAUGGUAAAAUAUUGAAUCAUCACGCGUAAAAAACAAAUCGCUUGUAGAAACUCAGCAAACGCAACAAAGCAAAGAAUAAAAAAUAUCCAAAUGUUCAGCUUCAUCACUUCACUUUUUUCAAAGCCUUUGACUCCAGAAGAAAUGGCCACCGUUGAACAGUUUGUCGAAGAUCUAAUCAAGAACAACAAGGUUGUUAUGUUUUCCAAGAGCUACUGCCCCUUCUGCGAACGCGCCAAAAAGUUGCUCCAAAAGCUCGGUCAAGACUUCUUUGCCAUGGAAUUGGAUAAGGAUGCAAACGGAGCUGCUAUCCAAGACUAUCUUCAAAAGAAAACCGGUCAGCGCACCGUGCCCAAUGUCUUCAUUAAUGAAGAGCAUAUUGGAGGAUGCGAUGAUUUGUUCGCCGCCGAAUCGAGCGGUAAGCUCAAGCAGCUCUUGUCGGCUUAAACUCGCGCGAGGACAGCAGGCUUUAGCGCAUAUUCAACAUAGCGUGUUUUUGAAACACAUCAGAUCAAAUCAAAUAAUAAAUGCGCAGCGCUUUACGCACACACA